This is a messenger RNA of Dictyostelium discoideum AX4, 714 nucleotides long. RefSeq lists its product as hypothetical. The coding region runs from base 1 to 714 and encodes 237 amino acids. NCBI's taxonomy places the organism in Eukaryota, Evosea, Eumycetozoa, Dictyosteliales, Dictyosteliaceae. The transcript has 2 exons. The record is from RefSeq and is a predicted model, not a curated record.
AUGCAAUUCUUUUUAGCCAUAAUCCUCAUUUUGGCUAUAAAUAGUUUUGUUGAAUCAUCGUCAUCAUCAUCAGUACAACAAUGUUUUUCAAAAGGAUCAGAAGGAUUUAAAGGGGUCACAUAUGAAUAUAUUGACUCUGCAUAUAAUGCAAACUAUAUGAACCCUUUAACUGACCAAUUGGAUCAAAUGACAUUCUAUGAAGCAGGUUUAUUUUCAGCUGAUUAUAUUAAUGGCCAAGUAUUUUACCAAUAUAGAAGAAAUGAAAAUUCAAUUUGGGAAGAAGGCAAAUUAGUUGCAUUUAAAUCAAAUGGAACUCAAUAUUUUUUGGAUAGCUUAGAUGGUGGAAAUUGUUCAGUUGGAAAGAUUGAUCCAGAAACUCAAUUUACUAUACCACCAUUAGAUUUAGUUAGUCAAGGUACAAUGGGUGGUGUUAAUGUUGAUUUUUUAGAAUAUCCUCAAACUAAUAAUUAUACUUCAAAUACUUUAAUUGUAAAUUCUGAUAAUUGUUAUUUUAUGUCUUCAAAUUGUCAUAAUACUCCAUUAUAUCCAGCCGGAUUUUCAUUAAUUACUUUUUAUAAUUUUAUGGAUGAACCAGAUUCUCAAUUAUUCCAAUUACCACCACAAUGUUGGAAUUUGAAUUUAGAUUCAACUCAAUCAAUUCAAAAAUAUUCUAAAUCAAUUUCAAAUAUUUUCCCAAAUAUUGGAAAAUAUUAA